Messenger RNA from Pantherophis guttatus, 957 nucleotides. Its product is annotated as olfactory receptor 5F1-like. Gene Ontology annotation, molecular function: olfactory receptor activity; G protein-coupled receptor activity. Lineage: Eukaryota; Metazoa; Chordata; Lepidosauria; Squamata; Colubridae. The record is from RefSeq and is a predicted model, not a curated record. Gene Ontology annotation, biological process: G protein-coupled receptor signaling pathway. Gene Ontology annotation, cellular component: membrane.
AUGUCUAUUGAAAAUUACACUGCAGUGUCCGAAUUCAUCCUCCUGGGUUUUGCAGAAAAUCCCAAACUGAAAGUUCCAAUUUUUAUAUUUUUCUUACUAAUCUAUUUUAUCACAGUGGUAAGUAAUUUGGGCAUGAUUUUGCUGAUCAGAAUGGACACUCAGCUUCAUACACCCAUGUACUUUUUCCUCAGUAACUUGGCUUUCAUAGAUUUUUGUUAUUCCUCCAAUAUUAUCCCCAAAGCCUUGGAAAAUUUCCUGGCAGAGAAGAAAACAAUUUCCUUUGCAGGAUGCAUCAUCCAGAUUUAUUUCUUUGUUGCUCUCGCAAGUACAGAAAUCAUUCUUUUUGGGUUGAUGGCAUAUGACCGUUACGUGGCCAUCUGCAACCCUUUGCUGUAUCCUUCCCUCAUGUCCCAUGCCCAAUGCUUCAAAAUGGCAGGAGGAGCCUUCACAGCUGGCUUCUUGAACUCCAUUAUUCAUACCACUCUGGUAGGUACUUUAUCUUUCUGCCACUCUAAUGAAAUCAACCAUUUCUUCUGCGAAAUCCCCCAACUCCUCAAACUCUCGUGUUCCAAAACCUUUUUAACUGAAAUACUUAUUUUUGUUUGUGCUGGAAUUAAUAUGCUGGGCUCUCUCCUGAUAAUACUGAGCUCAUAUAUACAUAUCCUUGCCACAAUAUUUAAGAUGAAUUCAGUGGUUGGCCGUCAAAAAGCUUUCUCUACUUGUAUUUCUCAUUUGAUUGCGGUCUUCAUAUUUUAUGGAACAGGCCUCUUUAUAUACUUGCAACCCAGUUCAAACUAUUCAGAGGAUCAGAAUAAAACUGUUUCUUUGUUUUAUGCCUUCAUCAUCCCAAUGCUGAACCCUUUAAUCUACAGUCUGAGAAACAAGGAGGUGAAGGAUUCACUGAAGAGAACAAUGGAUAGAAAUCUAUUUUUUUUGUUUCUGAGACUUAAACAGUGA